AUGGCGGCGGUUCCCUUCUCACAGCAAGUACUGGGCAAGUUGAAGGGCAAGGUGGUGGUGCUGACAGGCGGCGCCCAAGGUGUCGGCGCCGCUACCGUAGGCAUGGCACACCGUGCUGGCGCGCACGUCUUCUUUGGCGACUGGGCGGACGACAAGGGCAAGCAGGUCGAGGCGAGCGUCAGAGCAGAGCACAGCGGCAGCUCAGGAUCCGUACACUUCCAGAAGGUCGACGUCAGGCAAUAUGCCUCGCAGCUCGCCCUCUUUGACACGGCGUACAAAGCGCACGGGAGGGUGGAUGUGGCAGUCUCGUGCGCUGCAGUGACUGAAGCGCCGGGAUUUUUCGAGCCCGAAAAUCUGGACCUCGAGGCUGUCCGGGAGGAGCCGCAAGACCUUCGAUCACGUCUGGACAUCAACCUAACCAGUGUCUUGAUGUUCAGCCGCAUGGCUCUGGCCUACAUGAAGGCCAGCCCGCCUGCCGAAGACUUCUCUCGCUCGAUGGUCCUCGUCUCCUCCAUCGCCGGUAUAACUGAGGCACCCGGCUUGUUCGCUUACUCCACAGCCAAGCACGGCGUCAUUGGUUUGAUGCGCGCUCUGAGGCCAUACACGCCGUCGCGUUAUGGAGUGAGGGUAAAUGCAAUCUGCCCCUGGGCAACGGAUACGCAGCUCCUUGCCGGAGUCAAGGACCGUUGGAUUCAGGAGAAGCUGCCGCUCAACCAACCCGAGAAUGUGGCCGAGAUGAUACUACAAUGCGCCGCGGACGAGACACUCAAUGGCAAAUCUGUGUUUGUAGCGGGAGGGAAGGGAUAUGAUACCGAAGAGGGCUAUGACAGGACACAGGCGCAAUGGAUGGGUGAGGAGCUAACGGCCGAGUUCAACCGAGGACAAAAGGUUCUUGGCUUGGGCGAUGGAUGGACGUCAAAAUAG
This is a messenger RNA of Thyridium curvatum, 924 nucleotides long. RefSeq lists its product as uncharacterized. Gene Ontology annotation, cellular component: cytoplasm. Lineage: Eukaryota; Fungi; Ascomycota; Sordariomycetes; Thyridiales; Thyridiaceae. Gene Ontology annotation, molecular function: oxidoreductase activity, acting on the CH-OH group of donors, NAD or NADP as acceptor. Bases 1 to 924 code for a protein of 307 amino acids. The transcript is spliced from 4 exons. The record is from RefSeq and is a predicted model, not a curated record.